CUUUUAGUGUUAGUUCAAAGAAAAGAGUGCCGGCUGUCGGAACUACAAGUACGAGCAUUCCGGUCUUAAAAUAAUCCAAAAUCUCAGACGAAAUUUAUUUAUCAAUAAAAGAAAAGCAGACCGGCUGCGGGUGUGGUUUUAACAAAGUUUUAUUAUUACAUUAAACUAAUAAAUAUUUUUUUUUUUGAAAGUUGUGUAACUUCAAGUCACACGUCCUACAGAAUUAUUUCAAUAAAAAUUCAUCUCCAUCGCAUCGUUUCGUAAUGACAUCUUUAAUUCAAGGAGCUGACAAAACCCGCCUUUCAAUUUACAUUGCGGCUGGAGUUGGGGUUGUUACAGCUUCUAGCUUAGCAUAUUUCUACAAACGUUAUCGAGACAAUUACAUUCCGCCAAAAGAAUGGAAGAAAGUAGGAGAGCUAACCGAUCUUAUCUGUUACCCUGUCAAGUCUUGUGGCCCAGUCCGGGUCAAUUCAAUACACUGCUCAAAAAUUGGACUUGAAAGCAACCUGAUGCGUGAUAGAAUAUUCAUGGUUGUUAGAACAGAUGGUGAAUUCAUCACAGGAAGGCAACACCCGAAAAUGGUUCUAGUCCAACCAAGUUUUCAAGGUAAUAUCAUGAAACUAUCAGCACCUGGAAUGAUUGAUGUAGAAGUCGAUGUGGAAAGACUCAAGAAACUUUCCCCGAUUACCACACGAGUAUGGGAUCAACCCGUGAAGACCGUUGAUUGCGGCGAAGAAGUUGCUCGAUGGUUUUCACGCUACAUUCUAGCUGAAGAUUUUGGUCUUCGAUUGAUGUAUUAUCCCCACGAUGAAGCUACGCGAGAUGUCAAGCCUGUCAAUAAAAUGUAUAGCUCAAUGCUAAAAGAAGACACAGGAGCCCUUCAUGAUGCAACCAGCUUUAUGCUCUUAAAUGAGAGCUCAAUAGCUGAUUUAAAUACCCGUUUGCAAAAUCCAGUGUCAGUUUUGAAUUUCCGACCAAAUUUCCUAGUCAAGGGUCCAGCGGCAUUCGAGGAGGACAACUGGAAAUGGGUGAAGAUUGGUGAAGAAGUCAUCUUCAGAUGUAACAAACCAUGUACAAGAUGCAUCUUUACGAAUGUUGACCCAGAAACAGCUAAAAGAAGCCCUGAUGGUAAUCCUUUGAGUACACUUAAAGGUUAUAGACAAUUUUCUAGACUCGGUAAAACCCCGGUCAUGGGUGUUCAUUUAGGAUUACGCCAAUCCGGAAUCAUGUCCCUUGGUGAUUUUGUCUACAUUGGUGUUUGAAAAUAAGACAUCAUUUAACACAAUUUGCUUGAGCAGAAUUGGGGAACAAAAUACAACAUUUAAAAAUUAAAAAUUCAAACAUAAAUCAGGGCUUAUGCAUCAAAAGUUUUAAUAAACAUAUUAUGUAGCAUUUUUAUACCUAUACGAAAGUCGUAAUAAACUUGUUUAAAAAGAAAAAAAA
Molecule: messenger RNA, 1443 nt
Organism: Eupeodes corollae
Lineage: Eukaryota; Metazoa; Arthropoda; Insecta; Diptera; Syrphidae
Product: mitochondrial amidoxime reducing component 2-like
Exons: 5
Coding region: 264-1262 (332 amino acids)
Molecular function (GO): pyridoxal phosphate binding; catalytic activity; molybdenum ion binding
Source: RefSeq, a predicted model, not a curated record